CGACUUACAUCAUCUUCAACCUUCUUCUAAACCCAUCCUACCAUAUUUUUAGAAAGAAAAGGAAAAGCAUAAAGAAAGAACAUGUUUCUUCCUGCCUUUUGGACAUGUUUUGUCACAACAGAAAAGCAAAACAAACCAGCAAGACCUAAAGAGAGUUUAAGUUACAUGAAGUUUUUGAAGUUUCAAGCCAUGGAGAGUGCUGCAAGUAACUGUGAUGAAGAACAAAAAUGGGAAGCUGAGGAGGAAGAAGAAGAAGCAUUGUCAUUGUGUGAUUUGCCAGUCAAUUUGAUUAAAGAAGAGAACCAAAUCCAGCCAAGGAAUGAAGAAGAUGUUGAAUCCCAAGCCAUUAAAACCGAGGAAGAUUUCAACUUUGGCUCAUGGGAUGGCUGUUUGUCAACAAAACCUGAAAUGUGUGCAGCUGACGAAGUGUUCUUUAAAGGCCAAAUUCUGCCCUUAUGUGUCUCAAUUAGUUCAGACAGUAGCCUAACAUGGUGCCACCGUCAAGAUAGCCAGAACAAGCCAAGGUCUGAGUCCAUGGACCAUGGUUCCUUAAGUAGGUUCACAAGUGUCACUAGUAGUAGCAGAAGCAGUAGCACUGGAAGUAGCCAUUACUCAACAAAUAGCAGUAACUCCACCACAGUUACAGCAGCAACAAGUUUCAAUUCAGUUACCAGUUACAAAUCAAAUCCAAACAAAUCCAUAAACAACUUCAACACACAUCCAAGUCCAAAACCCCAGAUAAGGUUGUCCAAAACUCGACCAAUGAAUAUCAGCAGCAGUCGAAACCAGACAUCAUCAUCGGUGUGGGAUUUUUUCAGGUUAGGCUUGGUUCGAGCACCAGAACUUGAAUUCCACGAGUUGAAAAUUCGGACCAACAACAACAAUAAUCCGAGUCGAAAUUCUGUCAGCCGGAACAGCAGUUGUAAUAGCAGUAACAGUCAGCUAGAUUCGAUCAAAGGGUUCUUAAGAAAAGGGUUGUUUAGUGGAUGUAAAUGCUCAGUUAAUGUAGUUGAAACAGUUCCAUUGAACAAAAUAGCAGUCAUCAAAAGUAUGAUGAUAAAGAAGAAGAGUGAGAAAGAGAAAGCAAUGUUUCAAGCCGCCAUGGAAGAAAAAACGAAGCUACUGCAAGAAGUGAAGAUAAAGAAGAAAAUGAAAGAAAAGCGAGUUUUGUCACGUCAUCGAACGUAUGAAUGGUUAAAGGAGCUUUCACAUGCAAGCUUUGUUGAUGAGGCUUGAAGAAAAAAAGACUCAAUGAACAAUCUCUCGCAUGCUUCCCUUUUUCUUUACUUUCAUCAUUUUUCAACUUUUUUUGUUCUUUUUGGUUUAUAUUUUUGUUCUUUUAGAUGCUUCAAAUUGCAGGCUGUUGUACCUAUAAAAUCUGUGUCUCACUGUGUGUUGUGAGAUUUGCAGUUUGUUAAUUAUUGAAGUUUUAAAUUUAAAAAAGAAAAUUCUGAA
Messenger RNA from Gossypium arboreum, 1455 nucleotides. RefSeq lists its product as uncharacterized. The record is from RefSeq and is a predicted model, not a curated record. The coding region runs from base 82 to 1236 and encodes 384 amino acids. NCBI's taxonomy places the organism in Eukaryota, Viridiplantae, Streptophyta, Magnoliopsida, Malvales, Malvaceae. The transcript is spliced from 2 exons.